Pipistrellus nathusii (Nathusius's pipistrelle) is the source of this 1511-nucleotide messenger RNA. The record is from the annotation of a GenBank genome assembly. NCBI's taxonomy places the organism in Eukaryota, Metazoa, Chordata, Mammalia, Chiroptera, Vespertilionidae.
AUGGAAGACGAACAGGAGCCGCCCUUGCAGCCCCGGAAGCAGACUCAGGGCAGGGUCCUGCUGCAGACCGUCUGUGCGGCUGGCAUUGGUGGGACCUUCCAGUUUGGCUAUAACCUCUCCAUCAUCAAUGCCCCCACCGCGCACAUUCAAGAGUUCACCAAUCAGACGUGGCAGGCGAGGACUGGUCAGCCACUGCCCGACCACCUGAUCCUGGUAAUAUGGUCCCUCAUCGUGUCCCUGUACCCGCUGGGGGGCCUCUUCGGAGCGCUGCUGGCGGGGCCCCUGGCCGUGAUGCUGGGGAGGAAGAAGUCCCUCCUGGUGAACAACGUGUUUGUGGUCGCCGCGGCGAUCCUGUUCGGCUUCAGCCACAGGGCAGGCUCCUUCGAGAUGAUCAUGCUGGGACGGCUGCUCGUGGGAGUCAGCGCAGGCGUGAGCAUGAGCAUCCAGCCCAUGUACCUGGGGGAGAGCGCCCCCAAGGAGUUCCGAGGAGCCGUGGCCAUGACCUCAGCCAUCUUCACUGCCCUGGGGAUCGUGAUGGGACAGGUGGUGGGACUCAGGGAGCUCCUGGGGGGCCGGCAGUCCUGGCCCCUGCUGCUGGCCAGCUGCCUGGUGCCCGGGGUGCUGCAGCUGGCCUCCCUGCCCCUGCUGCCCGAGAGCCCGCGCUACCUCCUCAUCGACCGUGGCGACACCGAGGCCUGCCUGGCGGCACUGCAGCGGCUGCGGGGCACCGAGGACCUGGCGGCGGAGCUGGCGGAGCUGGAGGAGGAGCGGGCGGCCUGCCAGGGCCUGCGGGCCUGGCGCCCCUGGGAGCUGUUCCAGGACCGCACCCUGCGCCGGCAGGUGGUGAGCCUGGUGGUCCUGGCCAGCGCCAUGGAGCUCUGCGGGAACGACUCGGUGUACGCCUAUGCGUCCUCCGUGUUCGGGGAGGCGGGAGUGCCCCGGGAGAAGGUCCAGUACGCCAUCAUCGGGACCGGGUGCUGCGAGCUGCUCACAGCAUGCAUCAGCUGCAUGGUCAUCGAGAGGGCCGGCCGGCGGGUGCUGCUCAUCGGCGGGUACUGCCUCAUGACCUGCUGGGGGAGCAUCUUCACGGUGGCCCUGUGCCUGCAGAGCUCCUUCCCCUGGAUGCCCUACCUGGCCAUGUCCUGCAUCUUCGCCUUCAUCCUCAGCUUUGGCAUCGGCCCCGCCGGAGUGACAGGGAUCCUGGCCACGGAGCUGUUUGACCAGAUGGCCCGGCCUGCCGCCUACAUGGUCUGCGGGGCGCUCAUGUGGACCAUGCUCUUCCUGGUUGGGCUGGGGUUCCCCUUCCUGAUGGAGGGACUGUCCUACUUCCUCUACGUGCCUUUCCUCGUUGUCUGUGUCUGUGGGGCCCUCUACACUGGCUUCUUCCUUCCCGAGACCAAAGGCAAGACCUUCCUGGAGAUCUCUGAGGAACUGCACAGGCUCAACUUCCCCGGGCGGAGCCAGGGCCCCAGUGGAGGGGCCCGAAGGUCACCCAGUCCACGGAGCUAUAG